Messenger RNA from Triplophysa dalaica, 5803 nucleotides. It is a transcript of the gene yeats2, whose product is annotated as YEATS domain containing 2. Gene Ontology annotation, biological process: regulation of transcription by RNA polymerase II; chromatin remodeling. The transcript is spliced from 32 exons. Lineage: Eukaryota; Metazoa; Chordata; Actinopteri; Cypriniformes; Nemacheilidae. The record is from RefSeq and is a predicted model, not a curated record. Bases 364 to 4593 code for a protein of 1409 amino acids. Gene Ontology annotation, molecular function: histone binding. Gene Ontology annotation, cellular component: NuA4 histone acetyltransferase complex.
UCAAUGCAGGAGUUUGGGGCUGAAUGCACAAGCAAACAUUUUCACCUAUUUUCUAAAACAUAUUGUCUUCUGCUGGACCACAGUUUAAAUAAAUACGCUUUUCGGAUAACUUGUAAACACAACAUGCAUUAUUAGACCCUCAAAGACCCUUCAGGUGAAUGGAAACUAAACGCUUGCCUAUAUGUUUGUGUGGCGCUGAGUUGCAGCGUUUGCAGGCCGCUCGCCCUCAGCGCUCUUUCCUGAGCGUGAACGCGCUCGCAACGCGCUCUUGUGUCCGUGUCCGCGCGAUACUUCACAAUGCGUGAGACCAACCGAAGCUAACGGCUAAACGUCUCGCUAUCAUCUUCAGCCCAAUGAGUGAUCAUGUCUGGGGUGAAAAGAAAAAUAGAGGAUAACGAUCCUGACUAUGAAGACAUCACACAGGUGCUGCAGAACAAGAGGAGUAAGGUGGUGGAACAAAAUGCACGCGACGCUACAGUGCAGAAGAUUGAAGCCAUCAUUAAGGAUCAGUUUGCUUUGGAGAUGAAGAACAAGGAGCAUGAGAUCGAGGUCAUCGGACAGAGGCUGAAUGAAGCCAGAAGAAUGAUGGACAAGCUGAGAGCCUGCAUUGUCGCUAACUACUAUGCCAAUGCUGGCCAGCCUAAAGUUCCAGAGGCCUCUAAAAGUGAUCCGGCUGUGCUGAACCACCCUGCCAUAAAGCGUUUUCUGGAGUCUCCCUCACGCUCCUCAUCCCCACUGAACCAGAACUCAGAAACACCAUCACAGGUCCAGUCUGAGACAGAGUCCCUCAGCCAACACGGCGAGGCCGGAGAAAGAGAGACAGACAGUGGAAGAGAGGACGGGACUCCACGUGAACGGCGGCCUGGCAGGAAUACAGGAAAGGACACAUUUGGUGUACCAGCAUCUUUAGAGCAGCAUGUGACAUUCCACACAACAGGAGAAGAAGUGUCACGACUCUACGUGAAGAAAACCAUUGUCAUGGGAAACGUCUCAAAAUAUAUUGCUCCUGAUAAGCGUGAAGAAAACGAUCAGUCCACUCACAAAUGGAUGGUGUAUGUCCGAGGUUCCCGUAGGGAGCCCAGUAUUGAUCAUUUUGUGAAGAAGGUCUGGUUCUUCCUGCACCCCAGCUACAAGCCUAAUGACCUUGUGGAAGUCAGUGAACCACCGUUCCACCUCACACGUCGAGGAUGGGGAGAGUUUCCUGUCCGGGUCCAGAUCCACUUUAAAGACCAACGGAACAAGAGAAUUGACAUCAUUCACCACUUAAAGCUGGACAGAACGUACACAGGUUUACAGACGCUGGGUGCUGAAACGGUGGUGGAUGUUGAGCUCCACAGAAGUUCACUGGAUGAUGAUUUCAUCUCUUCUGCCCCCUCAUCUUUAUCAUCAUCUUCCUCUUAUCUAACAUUUCUGGGUGGGGCUGGUUCCUCCUCCACAGCUAGCCAGGGCUCCCGACGUCCCACCUCUCCAUCCCAGCACUCCAAUAAUGAUCAUCCUGGCACAGAAAGAGUUCCAGGCCUCACUGUCAAGAGCGAAUCUGUGCGUACCUCAUGUUCAGAGCGGACCUCAUCCCAGUCCAGCAGGUCCGACAAAAUGAUUCUAGGGUCCCACGGAAACUCAGCGUUUCAGCCGAUCACCGCUAGCUGUAAGAUCAUUCCACAAGGACAGGUGCCCAGCCCGUCCGAAUCACCUGGGAAAACAUUCCAGCCAAUCACGAUGAGCUGCAAGAUUGUAUCAGGAUCUCCCAUCUCCACUCCUAGUCACUCUCCUCUUCCCCGGACAUCCUCCUCAACCCCGGUGCACAUGAAAUCCAGCCCAUCAGUCAUAAAUAACCCCUAUAUCAUCGUUGACAAACCUGGACAAGUCAUUAAUAUGGCUGCAUCUGCAUCUACAGGUAGUCCAUCAGCCAAGCAGAGCAGCACAGCACAUGGUGCUCGAUCCCCUGCCCCUAAAGUUCACACCAGCAGCAUCCUGUCCUCUGGAGUCAAGGUAAUAAUCAAACAAGAACCGGGAGAGGUGCCCACUCAGCCUUCUCCACAGCAACAGGUGGUCUCCACAGCAGCAUCCCAGCCACAACAGCAGUAUGUGACAGUAAAAGGGGGGCAUAUGAUUGCCAUGUCGCCACAGAAACAAAGCGGGACGGGAGCUGGAGGAGGAGCCACGGCCAGCAAGGUACUGGGAAUUCCGCUUGGUUCUGCCGUCAAGCAAGUCUCUGUGAGCAGCGGGCAGAUCUUGGUUGCCAAGUCGAGCACCUCUGUGUCCAAGGUGAUGGGGCAAAAGCAAGUGGUGUCACAGGGUGUUGCCAAGGCGAUCGUCAGCGGCGGAGGAAGCAAUGCAGGUGGCGUCGCGGGACAACAGGUGCACACUGUUACAAAGACAGCGAGCGGGUCUGGAAGCGGCAAGAGUGGAGUUAUGGCAACUCUACAGCUUCCAGCGAAUAACUUGGCAAACCUGGCCAACCUGCCACCUGGCACCAAACUCUACCUGACCACCAACAGCAAGAACCCAUCAGGCAAAGGGAAACUGUUGCUGAUACCACAGGGAGCCAUUCUACGAGCUUCUCACAGCUCAGGUCAACAGUCUCAAAGUUCUGGCCCUGGAGGUUCUCAGUCCUCUAGUGGGUCCUCGGGGUCCAGCAGCCUACCUCCUAACUUAUCCUACACUUCCUACAUCCUUAAGCAGACACCACAGGGCACAUUUUUGGUUGGCCAGCCAGGGGGCUCUGGGAAACAGGGAUCAAGUGGACAUGUGGCGUCCAGUCCUGGCACCAGUACUCAACAAGCUAUUCGCGUCACUGCAGGACAAAAAGCAGCUAUAUUGGCACAGGUGGCGGGCGGGUCCCAGAGUUCUCAGGUGAAGCUGUCAGACGGUUCGGUAAAGAUGGUAUCAGCAGCUGCAGCAUCACACCUCACCAAACCGGGCACAACUACUCUGAGAAUGACAGGUGGAGUCAUCACUGCUGCUAGUUCCACCCCAACAACCCCCAGCGCCACACCCACCUCUCAACAGGCACCAGAAGGAGCUGGCGGGUCCUCCGCCCAACCAAUACCUCAAACAGCUAAAACGCAGCAUCCUGUGCUUGUAGCUGCCAAUCAAGCAGCAGUCAUCAGUGCUGCCAAGAGUGCCAGCUCAGCCGCCAACACAGCAAAGAGUUCUGCCUCUUCCACCGGUGCCAUUGCAAACGUUGCCAAGACGGUCAGCAUGCCUCUUAUCGGUCUGUCGAAGGGAGCAGGCUCAACAGUUGUGGGUGGGUCCAAAAGUUCCAGCCCCUCACUGGUCACCGCGGCAUCGCUGCUGGGGGGAGGAACGGUUAGCGGGAAGACUGCUGCCGCCAUCUCAGGUAUGCUGAAGAUGCACCCCGCUCAGUCUAGUACCCAGCAGACUGUUUUGACCAUUCCAGGCAAUCAGCUGAAGCAGCUCAGUUUGGGCAGCGGCUCGUCGGGGAUGCAGACCAUCUUAAUGCCCGUUGGUAAAGUUGCGCCGUCUGGUUCCAAAUGUGCAUCCAGUAACGCAGCCGCUUCCUCAGCGUCCACACCUGUAGCUCACGUUAAAACUGAACCUGGAUUAGUUAGCCCCAUCUCUACUACCCCAGUACCCCAGACAUCUACCCCAGUCUCUACAGCACCUGCCUCCGUUCCCCUGACAACUAACCCUGCCUCUGCAGAUGGGGCUGCUACUGUUAAAGUGGAACAGGGCACAGAAUCUACGACACGUGAACUUAUCAACACUGAGCACAUAGAGACCAUGACUCAACUACUGACAGCCAUAGUGAAGAAGUUCCCUCUUAUCGUUCCUGAGAAAAAUGAUGAUUCUCAUCCGUUCUGCGCCACCUCUGUGGAUCAGUAUUACUCCUGGAACAUCGGCAAACGCAGAGCUGCAGAGUUGCAGCGUGCCGUUGCGGUACGCCGCGUAUGUGCAGAUCUGUUGGAGAGGACACCUCGCCUUCAGGCUCUCAGCCCCCCCAGAACUAAAGAGGUGGUGCACUGGUGCCGUCUCCGUGGUUACACACCCCCUGACCCGGAACCCCAGCGCGCAGAGGAGAACUCUAUCGAGGACAUUCUCACACAGAUCGACAGUGAGCCUGAGUGCAGUUCAACUCUUGCGGGCUGUGAGGAGUUGUGUCAGCGCCUGAAACAACUCCAGAGACUUCUGAAGGCGGAGCCUGACGAGGAAGACGAUGAGCCUCUUGACAUCAUCAGCGUGAAAGACACUGACGCCGCAAAGGUUAAAAUCAAACAGGAGCAGGAUGAGACUGAGCAGGAACCCAAUUUUUUUCUGGGCCGUUGCCCGUCGACCCAGUUCAUCAGAGACACAGCAGAGCAGAUUGGUGCCACGUUGCAGCAAGUGGAAGUGGAUAAGAACGUUUUUGCUCCUGUCGUGGAGACCAUGAUUCUUAAGGCGGUGGAACAGUUCAGCAGUGAAAUCCUGAGGGAAUCUUUGGCCAACGCUCAUGGGAAAUCCCCACAAAACAGACCUCCGAGGGAGAUAUCAGCUAUGGAUGUGCAUCAAGCCAUCAGUUCUACUCCCACCUGUGAUUUCCUAACUAACAGGUACAUGGGCAUCAUGAUGAAGGAUGAAAGCCACACCGACUAACUUUCAUCAUUGGACCUCAGACAGACAGGUGGAUUGUCCAAACACACAGUGAUUCCCACACAUUGUGUAAGGGUGGAAAAUGUCUUGGGGUGACCAAUCACUGACAGAGAUCUCCUCUAAAAUGCAAAUUUCAUUAUGGGAAAUAGCCAUCAACAAGACAACAGCUGUGUUAUAUAUCACACUUAAUAUUGUGUUAUGAACCCACCGGCAAAGGUCAUGACCCAGGUAAACAUGUCACACAUAUCAGCAAACCAGAUGGGACUGUCAGGUCAUUAUGCAAAAGCACCACAUCACUCCAUUUAUUAUUAUUUGAUUAAUUCUGUGGAAUUUGCUGAGGACUAGUAUUUUAAUACAACCAUCAAUACAAUAACUGAAGUUCAGUUUUAGGGCAUCAGACGUGAGAAUGCACAUACUCAUCAUUUAAUAUUUGAAUAGUCCUGUUCACUUUCAUUAGGCCUUCACUCUCUGCAGGCCAAACUUGGCUGAUCACAUUGACCUUACAGCUGGCACCGUUCUGUGUUUUUUAUUCAUCUUAAUCAGUAGUACGAGCAUUAGAUAUUGGAGCUGAACCAUUGAACUGAACUGUCUUAUCAAGCUGGAUUUGUAAGGGGAGGUGAUUUUCUUUUUUUAGAAUUUGUGCAGCUUGAAUGACAUCCCUAUUCAUUGUCACUUAUACCUGCACGUAAAUAAUCCGCUUAUGUAGUUGUAGGGAUGUUCAGGGUAAAUGUUAAAUAUACGGCAUGUCAGGUCUUAACACUCAUCAAUUUCAUGCGAAGCAAUUCAAAAUAAAGUCUUAAUCUUGUCGUUUUCAUAUAAAUGUGGAUAAUGAUUGUAAAGUUGAGUACAAGAAGAUUAAUGAUUUGAUAAAGUUUGAUUUGUGUGUGUGUGUGUGUGUUUGUAAAAGAUUAAGGGGCAUUGUAAGAAGAGGUGGCAGGUUUCUAAAAUGCUUUGUGUACAAAGUGUCAUUUGUCGUUAAAAAGUUAACCGCUGUUUCUGCUGACCUUGUUUUUUCGAGACAAAGUAUGAAAUUCUUAUGUGUGUUUGUGUAUGAAAGUGAAUGACUGUGUUCAUGUGUUUUAUUAAUUUGCCCUCAGUGUUAUAGUGAGAUGAGCUGCCUAACUAUCUCAUGUUGUAUUGUCCUGCACAUUGUGUAUCAGAAAUCAACUAUUCUUGUAUUAAAAAUCUGCCUUUAAGGCAGAUCUGUUUGUCU